GUGUUGUUUUUGUUUUCAAGUUGAAAGGCGGUACGCGGACACUCUCGGAGCAUUUUUUUUAUUCAAAUAAAAUGUUUUCGCGAACUUGAACUGAUUUACGAAACGUUUGUGACCAUAGUUAAUGUGUUAUUGCCGAUGCCGUCAUAGAGGCAGGGGAAAAGAAGAUAAGCAACAACACCUCGAGAUAAGCACACACAAAUAACCGUUAAACGGUGGAAGAGACGCAAAAAAGAAAAAAAUAGUAUACAAAGCAACAGCAUAAACCAAAAGCAAACAAAUACAAAUUAUAAACUUAAAUAAAUACAACUGCAUAUUGCAACAACAAAAACGGCUUUUCUACAGCAACGUCGUCUCUUCGGUGGUGGUGGUGGGGGAGGUGGAGCAGGCGCGGGCUCUGCUGCUGCUGGUAGCAGUAAUGUGGCUAUGAAACAUCAGCCGCCUCCACCGCCAUUGCCACAAACCCCGCCACCAUCACUUGCCACCGCCAUUGCCAACAACAAGGGGGUAGCAAUGGCAGGGGGAAUGGGUAUGGUGGCCAAUGCCAUUAGCUGCCUCAACAAUACCAACAACAACAAUAACAACAACAGCAGCAGCAGCAACAACUGCAAUAGCAAUAUUGGCGGCGUUGGAAUUGCAGGAGGAGCCGGAAGUAUUUCUGGUGCUGCUGGUGAGACAUCAAAAUGUCGACCAGUUUUAUAUCCAAAACCCAAGACGCCAUCAUUCGACAAGGAUCGGGAUUAUAUUGGCUUUGCCACAUUGCCAGAGCAAGUGCAUCGCAAGUCCGUGAAACGUGGCUUCGAAUUCACUCUCAUGGUGGUCGGCGAAUCGGGCCUGGGCAAAUCCACUUUAAUCAACAGUCUCUUUCUCGGUGAUCUCUACAAGAAUCGGCAAAUGCCCAAUGUCGAAGAGCGACUGGAGAAGACCACCAAGGUGGAGAAGAAGACCAUGGACAUUGAGGAGCGGGGCGUACGCCUGCGACUGACAGUUGUCGAUACGCCUGGAUUCGGGGAUGCCAUCAAUUGUGAGGACAGUUGGCGUGUAUGCACUCAAUAUAUUGAUGAGCAGUUUCGUCAAUAUUUCACCGAUGAGAGUGGACUAAAUCGUCGCAAUAUACAGGAUAAUCGAGUCCAUUGUUGUCUAUACUUUGUACCACCCUGGGGACACAGUUUGCGACAAAUGGAUUUGGAUCUGAUUAGACGUUUGCAUCGUAAGGUGAACAUUGUACUUGUAAUUGGCAAAGCCGACUGUCUCAAUAAGCAGGAGGUGCGCAAGCUAAAGGAACGUAUACUUCAGGAUCUGGAGGACAAUCAUAUACAAUUGUAUCAAUUUCCCGAAUGCGAUUCAGACGAGGAUGAGGACUUUAAGCAACAGGAUCGUGAACUAAAGGCAUCCAUACCGUUUGCUGUUGUCGGUAGCAAUACCAUAUUAGAGGUGGCUGGCAAGAAGGUGCGUGGCCGGCAAUAUCCUUGGGGUGUGGUCAAUGUGGAGGAUCCCGAGCAUAGCGAUUUUAUUAAAUUGCGCACAUUCUUGAUAUCCACACACAUGCAGGAUCUAAAGGAUACAACACAGGAUGUGCACUAUGAAAACUUUCGGGCCCAGUGCAUUUCACAGAUUUCACAGCAUGCGCUGCGUGAGCGUGGUAAAUUGAAGCGUGAUUCAAUUAGCUCAACAAAUGGAUUUGAUGCGGCUAUAUCGGAAACGGAUCGCCUGCUGCUCCAAAAGGAUGAGGAAAUAAGACGCAUGCAGGACAUGCUUACGCAAAUGCAGGAGAAGCUCAAGCAGACGCAUCUCAUGGAGAUGAAGAAAAAUGAUAGCGUGAUUGAUGUGUAGAACCAGGGCAACUGAAAAUGCCAUUAAUGUAGACUUGCGCAUUCAAAUUUGCACCUAAAAUAUAUAUAUAAAAAUAUAUAUAUACGUUUAAAGAAAUAGACACAAAGUCACAUACACACAGACACAGACACACA
Molecule: messenger RNA, 1964 nt
Organism: Drosophila willistoni
Lineage: Eukaryota; Metazoa; Arthropoda; Insecta; Diptera; Drosophilidae
Gene: Septin4
Product: septin-2
Exons: 5
Coding region: 424-1830 (468 amino acids)
Biological process (GO): cytoskeleton-dependent cytokinesis; regulation of exocytosis
Cellular component (GO): synaptic vesicle; microtubule cytoskeleton; septin ring
Molecular function (GO): GTP binding; GTPase activity; molecular adaptor activity
Source: RefSeq, a predicted model, not a curated record